Dendronephthya gigantea is the source of this 1059-nucleotide messenger RNA. RefSeq names its product adhesion G-protein coupled receptor D1-like. The record is from RefSeq and is a predicted model, not a curated record. Gene Ontology annotation, cellular component: membrane. Lineage: Eukaryota; Metazoa; Cnidaria; Anthozoa; Malacalcyonacea; Nephtheidae. Gene Ontology annotation, molecular function: G protein-coupled receptor activity. The transcript has 6 exons. Bases 213 to 986 code for a protein of 257 amino acids. Gene Ontology annotation, biological process: adenylate cyclase-activating G protein-coupled receptor signaling pathway.
UAAUCGCUGGAAGCAUUAAGGGGACACCGGUCGCAAAUUUAAAGGAGCCAGUUAAGCUCGUUUUCACAAGUAUUUCUCAGAAAACUGGAAAUAAAAACAGUCCUUUGUGUUCCUUUUGGGACUUUAGUCUGGAAAAUUGGUCACAGGAAGGCUGUUGGCUUGAACGAGUUUUGGAUAAAGGAAGAUCUAGAGUUCUUUGCAACUGUAAUCAUAUGACCAACUUUGCAAUGCUAAUGGACACGACGGCAACCACGAAUACCCCUACACACCAUAAGAUACUUGGUGUAGUCAGUUACGUUGGGUGCGCUCUAUCGUUGGUUGGACUAUUUAUGACAAUAAUCGCGACACUAAGAGCGAGAGAGCGCAGGAAAAAGGUCCCAAGCAAGAUUUUGUUGAACUUCUGCAUCGCCUUGACACUAAUGAUAUUCGUAUUUAUGGUUGCGGCGGAGAAGGCCAAAUCCACGUUUUACGGCUGCACACCUGUUGUGAUCGUAGCAAUCACAACGAUAGUUGCAUUGGAUAAAUAUGGCGACACGAAAUCAUAUUGUCGACUGCUGGGCGUACCAUUCAUCGUGGCAAUCGUCACUCCAGCUGUCGUCGUAUUCGUCGGGAACAUCGUGGCUUUCUGUGCAAUCAUACGAUCGGUCCUAGGUUCGUUCAACCACAAAACAACGGGCUACCACAAAGCUCGUCGGGGCAUUGCAAUUACGGUUCUCCUUGGAUUGACCUGGCCUUUUGGUUUUCUGGCGAUUGGCGACUUUAAACUAGCAUUCCAGUAUCUGUUCUGCAUUUUAAAUACAUUACAAGGACUGUUUAUUUUCGUCUUUUUCAUCUUGUUGCCCUUUGGUACUAACGGUAAACUGAGAAUCACGCCAAGAAAUACCAACAUCCAACGAAGUGAUACUCAAAUCAAAUUGUUGGUGAUGAAACAAAAGCCACAAACCGCCGGAACGGAUAAUUCUUACGAAGAAAAACAUAAAAACUGAAAACUCCAUAUGGAACCGACAAGCGAAUGUUUGCAAAAAAAAUCAGUGUUGGAUGCUGAAAUGAAUUGUGAAG